CACGCACACACACAUACACAAACACACACUCACCAAACAGGAAGACUAUACCUGCUUGGUGCGAGUUAGCUGGAAACUGUCAGCUAUCUGUGAAAAAGAGAAGAGAAGAUUUGAAUGAUACCAGCACCAGGACCACUAGCACCACAGCGAAGAAGAAGUUUGGCAGAGAAAUACUGAAUUACAAAAUUGUUCAUCAAACCACUCCAGACCACACCAUCAGGAAACAGAAAAGGAUUCCUGAUUGUAAAAAAAAAUGGCUGUCCACCUAACACCUCUGUGAGUGUGGAUUACAAGACCUGGGAUGAUGCUUUUUUAACUGAGUCCUACAGACCUUCCAACUGUCAACAAUGUUCACCCCCAGGAAAAACAGUCUUCCCUCCCCCAGCCUGGAGGACUCCUUCUUCCCUCUGUCCGCAUCUUCCUCAGUGUCUCUCUCCUUUGCUCUCCCUUCAUCUAUAUCCUCUUCUGGUAGCACUGACAGCAGAGGAGGGAUAGAGACGGAUUUGAUACUAGCUGCAGAGUUGGGACAGGCCUUAUUGGAGAAGAAUGAGGAGCUGGCAGCCUCUCUGGAGCAGAGGGAGAGGGAGAUGGAGGUUUUACAGCAGGAGAAACAUCUUCUUCAGAGGAAGCUGGAGAUUAACGAACUGGCAUCCGGUCAGAAAGAGGCAGAGCUGGCUGCGGAUUUAGCUGCCUUGAGGGCUGAGCUGGAGCGACAUCUUCGCCAGGGGAGAGAUCGGAGAAGAGAUGAGAGUGAACAGCUGACUCUGUUAGCCAGUCAUAACCAACGAUUGGUGGAGCAGCUAGCAGAGGCUGUAACACUGGAACACUCCUUGAGGACUGAGCUCCGUUCCCUCAGAGAAGAGAUGGAAGAAUCCUCUUUCAACCGAAAUAUCAACUUCACGCAGAUAGAGAAUAUUCAAGCAGAGAACAAAGUUUUGCUGGAGCGACUGUCGCACAUGGAGGCACAACUAAAAGCUUCACAGGAGGACAGUGAUAGACUCCGCGUGGAGAGAGAGGGACUGAGAGAGAGAUUGUCAGACCUCCAAGUGAAACUGAGAGAGAACGAAGCAGAGUUAGAGCAGGAGCAAGGAGUGGUGUUUGAGUUGCGUACCUUGAAUCGCUCUCUGCAGAAAAGAGCUCUGAGCCUGGGAGGAGAAAGCUUCCUGGACAGUGCUCACACACAACCUUUGUCUCUGCUUAGUGAAAUUCAACAAUCGCAGGCUAAAGAGGCUCUUCUGGCUCACUCCACAGUCCUGCAAGCAAGAGAUGAACAGAUACAAGCACUCAAACAGGAGUUACAAUCUCAGCAAGAAGAGCUGGAGACUUUGAGGGAAGAAAUCAAGCCAUUUAAAAGCAGUCCGGAAAAGCCAAGCUACAGUUCCCUAGAGAGUGAGUUGGUCACAGUGCACAAGGAGAAAGAAUCACUAACUCAGCAGCUUCUCAACACCAUCAAACACAAGGUGGCGCUGUCUCAAGAGCUGGAAGCCUGGCAGGAGGAUAUGCGGUUGGUGAUCAAUCAGCAGGUGCAUCAAAGGGAGGAGGAGAGAGAGAAGGAGAAACAGCGAGAGAGAGACAACACUGUAGGACUCCAAAGAAGCAAGUCUUUGAAAGUAAAGGGAGAAGGAGGGAAAGGAUUCUUUUCUUUUUUCAGAGACAAAUAACAGAGAAUUUGCAGCGGUUUAAACGGACUGAGUAUCAGCCUUUAUCUUUACCACUGUGAGCUGAUGUUGCCAGAUAAUGUAGCCGACUGUUAUCUGAAUCAACAAGUAAAAUGUUUACAGACCUCAUAUUUGAAUAGAUUCAAAUACAUUUGUAUAUAUAGUAAAUGGAUGUAUAGUAACAGUAUAUCAGUAAUUUCAGUUUUUAGGAUUUUAAUAUUAAAAAGUUAAAGCCACUAAUGAGUCUUUACUAGGUGAGAGCAAGUUCUUAAAGCUGCUUUUUCUAAAUGUUUUUGGUCAGGCCAACUCUGUGUUCAGGUAGAGCAAAAUGAGUAUUAUAGUCUGCGGGACUGCAGACUGCAUACAAAGUUCAUGUAAAGGCACAAGUUUGCAAGAGCAGUGCGAAAUGACACGAAGUGACAAGUUUGAAAAUGUUUCACAUUUCACAUUUCAUCAAACUGCUUCAUAAAUAUACAGAGGGGACAGGAAAAAGGAGAGAGACAAUAGGACAUUAAACAGAAAGUGCCACAGUUUCUGGUGAAUAUAAAUACACGGGCGCACUCCCGAAGAUAUGACCGAUGUGUCCAUUGCUAACAGCUAACAUCUUCACAGUCGGUGCUUUGGGUAUUUGUGGCAAAAACACAAACGUUAGAGCGGUCAAAUUUGCUCACAUUUGCUUCGCUUUCCGCCUGAAUGCACCUUGACGCACACUAAAAUGAACUAAACACAAAAAUCUGACGGCCUUAUAAAAGUUGUUAUGGUGAACAUAUUAGCAACUAUUUUAACAUCCACCAGACAUAGAGCAACACAUUCCCUUAGUGUCUCUGGUGUUGCUUGGCCGCCUGAAAAAUUUCCAGUAUUCACUCUCCUUUUAUCUUUGUUUUGGUCUCUAACAAUUCCUGAGAAAAACAUCUGGCUCUUUAGUUUGCUAGAUGCUUAACUAUAUACAGAAAAUACAACCAAAACGAUGAUUUAAAGGAGGCUAAAAAGCAGCUUGGUGCUGAGAGUAAGUUAAGAGUUAUGUUGCAAUUUUCUGUUGGCUUGUCACUACGAGUCACCCCUUUCCUAUUACAUGUAGUCAUUUGAUCCAUAGUAAAUACUAAAAAUAUCGCUAGGGGAGCUUUAAAACACAAUGAAUGCACAGGGCCAUAUCUACAGAACUGCAAUAUGUCCCUACAAAUAUUAACACACUUCAAGAAAAAAAGAGUCUAACUAUAAUAGAAAUAACAUCUUUAAUAAAUGAAGUCAAAAAAGACAGUCAUUCCCUUCCACUUCUCUCCAUGCUUAUAUUACAUAAUGUAUAAAUAAUACAUAUGCAAUAUUUCAUACAUUUAACAGGACUAGAAAUACCCCGAAGCAGUGUGAGUAGUGCAGGUUGCAUACAGGACAGUGUUUCUGCAUUCCUUCAUCUAUAUACUGUACAUACAGUACAGUCCUGGCUCAUAGCAGGACUCAUAGUUAGUGCAUAGCCCCUCACACAUACCUCUGCUGAGUGGUAGUAAAUACAGUAUGGCACAGCACCUAUUCUCUUAGAGUCAACGGGCUAUUUGUUCGUGUGUGGAACUCUCACAUACUUUUAUUCGCUGGCAAAAAGAAAAAGAUGACAAUCAAACACACAAUCAUACACACACUUCCAGGGAUCUUACUGGUGUUUUAGCAUGAUUUCAUCCAUUUACUAAAACUCACACAGAGCUGACAUUACUGCUGACCACUUUGUUUCUAGAUUGAAGCUCUAAGCAUUAGCUGGUGAAAAUCAUCUCACAGAAACUGGCUUGAGAUAAUUAAACAGUGAACAUGUAAUCAGCUUUAUUUUUUCUCUGUUAGUAUCAUGUGGUAAUGCUGAGUGUAACACCUGUAUCAACCCUAAUCCAUGUAAACCAAUGGCUGCCUGGAAAAUGGGAAAAGUCAUGUAUUAGUUUUACAAAUCACAAUGUGCUGUGGAGAAUGGUCAGCAGAGAGGUCAGGUAUACACAAAUUCUAGUUAAUGGGAUAAAACAUGAAAAGCACCAUAAUAUGUUAAUGCAAUCUAUAUACAU
Molecule: messenger RNA, 3694 nt
Organism: Xiphias gladius (swordfish)
Lineage: Eukaryota; Metazoa; Chordata; Actinopteri; Istiophoriformes; Xiphiidae
Gene: bicdl2
Product: BICD family like cargo adaptor 2
Exons: 10
Coding region: 348-1661 (437 amino acids)
Biological process (GO): Golgi to secretory granule transport; vesicle transport along microtubule
Source: RefSeq, a predicted model, not a curated record